AUGCACAGGUCGCGGCUGAUAAUACGCACAUCGCGGUGGCGCACGAGACACGCUCAGACCACAGGCGAUCCAGAGGACGCCGCAUUUCUCGCGCCGGAGGACGCCGAAUUCCUCGCGCUCCUCACCUCCACGCUCACCUCCGCCCGCGCGUCCGCCUCCCCCGCCCCGCUUCCUCUGCUGCGCCCGUUGCUCUUCCGGCUGCAGGACCGCGCCCUCCUCGCGCGCGUCCGCGAGCGCGUGCUAGGCGUGCUCGGGGGAGGAUCGGAGGGCGAAGGUGGCGAACACUCAUCACACGCGGGUCCAUCGGCGCAGCCGCCCGACCAGGAUGAGUCCGCAACAGCAAAUGCCACAACAGCGAGUCCCACAACAGCGAAUCCCACAACAGCGAUUUCCAGCGAUAACUCGACGCCGCUCACGUCAAAUCCGACCCCUUCCAUCCGCGCGCACUUCCGCGAGUCGCUCGCGCGGGCGCUGUUCGGCGGGGACGAGCUCCUGCGGCUACGGCUCAAGCUCGCGGUGGCGGAUUUCAUGAGGAAAAACCUCUCCACCAGCACCUCCCCCUACUCCCUCAACGACCCCAGCAACGCCAGCGCCCCCCUUUCCGAUCCGGACGUCCUCGCGCACCACCGCACGUCCACCCUCCUCGCCGCGAUCGCGCAGCGCGUGCAGGGUAUCAUCAUCGCGCAUGUGGUGGCCGUGGUGCCGUUCUUGGGAGCCCCCGACCUCCCCUUCGCCCUCCGCCUCGCCCUGCAGGCCACGCUCCCCGGCUCCCCGGCCGCCCUCGCCGCGCGCGGGCGCGAGCUCCUGCACGCGCUGCGGGCGAGGGGGCUGCUGUCGGAUGCCGAUCUUGCAUAUCUGGCAGGGCUGGGGCGGGCGCAGGCGGAUAGGGAUGUGGGCGAUGGAGAGGCGAUGCGAGCCGGCAGCGCGUACCGGCUCGACUUCCUCCCGCGCGCCGCGCGCUGCUGGGUGGUGGACGAGCUGCUGCAGAGCGUGGGGCGGUGCAUCGUGUGCGGGGGUGGGUUUGUGAGUGUGUUGUGA
Molecule: messenger RNA, 1038 nt
Organism: Schizophyllum commune H4-8
Lineage: Eukaryota; Fungi; Basidiomycota; Agaricomycetes; Agaricales; Schizophyllaceae
Exons: 5
Coding region: 1-1038 (345 amino acids)
Source: RefSeq, a predicted model, not a curated record